Molecule: messenger RNA, 2277 nt
Organism: Ostreococcus tauri
Lineage: Eukaryota; Viridiplantae; Chlorophyta; Mamiellophyceae; Mamiellales; Bathycoccaceae
Product: Cullin repeat-like-containing domain
Exons: 1
Coding region: 1-2277 (758 amino acids)
Biological process (GO): ubiquitin-dependent protein catabolic process; protein ubiquitination
Cellular component (GO): cullin-RING ubiquitin ligase complex
Molecular function (GO): ubiquitin protein ligase binding
Source: RefSeq, a predicted model, not a curated record
AUGUCGUCGAGCCGGCGCGGUGAUCACUCGCGCUCGGCGACGGGCGAACCGUCGACGCGAUCGAACGACGGGCGACGAAGCGCGCACGGUGCGCCCGGGACCGCGCGCGGGCUGACGAUAAAACCAUUCAAGCGCGCGCCGACGGUGCCGACGGAGUUCGCGACGCGGGCGCGGGAGACGCUGCGAGAGGCGAUACGACGGGUGCAGGCGAAGGAGGUGACGGGGGUGAGUCACGAGGCUUUGUAUCGACACGUGGAGAAUCUGUGCGUGCACAGACGGGCGGCGGAGGCGUUCGAGGAUUUUCAGUCGGGGGCGGAUCGACGGGCGAGAGAGGUCUUGCGGGGAUUGGAGGGACGGAAAAUUGAGGAUUCAGGGGUUUUCUUGACGAAAUUCGAUGAGACGUGGGGGGAUUAUUGCGCCCAGGCGUUGACGCUGCGGUCAAUCUUUUUGUAUCUCGACCGCGCGCAGGCGAACGGAGGCGGGAAAUCGUCGACGCUCUGGGACGUGUCGCUGCGCGUUUUCCACGAGCAUCUCGAGGGAACGGCGAAGAGCGUGAAGGGUAAGGUUGUCAGGGGCUUACUCGAUCUCGUCGAGCGAGAGCGGAUGGGGGAGAAGAUUGAUAGGGCGCUCGCGAAGCGCGUUUUGCGAGCGCUGAGCGCGCUCGGGGUGUAUCAAGAGGCGUUUGAAAACGUCUUCAUAGAGGCGAGUCAGGAGUUCUAUCGCAAGGAAGGGAACGAGUACUCGGUACAGACGGACGUGUCGGAUUACCUGAAGCACUGCGAACGGAGGCUCGAGGAGGAGGCGGAGAGGUGCGCGAAUUACUUGGACGCCGGCACGGCCAAGGCGCUCAUGCGGACGUGCGAGCAAGGUUUGAUAGAGGCACACAUCGGAGACAUCUUAGACAAGGGGUUCGUCGAUCUCAUGCGUCAGCAUCGACUGGAGGAUUUGCGGCGCCUGCACUCGCUUCUCGCUCGAAUGGAUGGUUUGGGCCGUCUGUGCAGCGCGUUCGUGACGUACCUCAAGCAGCAGGGCACGGCUAUUGUGAAAGACGAGGCGCGCGAUAAGGACAUGGUGGAUCGAUUACUGACGAUGAAGACCGCCGUGGACGAGGUCGUGAGCAAAUCUUUCGGUCGAACCAUCGCGGACGGAUCCAAUGACAUUUUCAUCAACGGUGUCAAGGAGUCGUUCGAGUCAUUCAUCAACUGUCGACAAAAUGUCCCUGCGGAGCUGAUCGCAAAAUACAUUGAUUCAAAGCUGAAAAGCGGGAGUAAAGGACUGAGUGAAGAGGAGUUGGAGAGAACUUUAGAUAAGGCGCUAACAUUGUUCAGAUACAUCGUCGGAAAGGAUGUUUUCGAAGUGUUUUACAAGAAGGAGCUCUCGAAGCGUCUUUUGCACGGCAAGAGCGCGAGCAUCGACGCGGAGAGGAGCAUGAUCCAAAAGUUGAAGGCGGAGUGUGGCAGUCAGUUCACGCAACAUCUGGAAGGAAUGUUCAAGGAUAUCGAUCUGAGUCGCGAAAUCAUGCAAUCGUUUCGACAGACGUUCGAGAACGACCCAAUCAUAGAGAUGAAUGUCAAUGUCAUAACUGCGGGGUGCUGGCCGUCGUACCCAUCAGUCGACGUCAAGCUCCCAGAGGAGCUGGCGAAUUUGCAAGAGAAGUUCAUGAGUUUCUACCUCGGUAAACAUUCAGGGCGAAAGUUAACGUGGCAAAACUCGGAGGGUCACUGCGUCCUCAAGGCGCGCUUCGACGGAGGAAUGAAGGAACUCAGUGUCUCCCUCUUUCAGUGCGUCAUCCUGAUGCUGUUCAACGACUCCAAGAAGCUCUCGUACACGGAGAUUGCGCAGAAGACUGGGAUGGAAGAGAAGGAACUUAAACGUGCUCUUCAGUCACUGGCUUGCGCCAAGGUUCGAAUCCUGAACAAGGAGCCAAAAUCGCGCGAGAUCAACGACGAUGAUUCUUUCGAGGUGAACACUGCGCUGAACGAGCGUCUGUUCCGCAUCAAGGUCAACUCCAUCCAAGUCAAGGAAACGGCCGAGGAGAACAAGCAGACCAUGGAGCGGGUGUUCCAAGAUCGCCAACAACAGAUAGACGCCGCUAUCGUUCGCGUGAUGAAGACGAGGAAGUCGCUCACGCAUGCGCUCCUCAUCUCUGAACUCAUGGCGCAGCUCAAGUUUCCCACCAAGGCGAGCGAUUUGAAGAAGCGUAUCGAGAGUCUCAUCGAGCGAGAGUACCUCGAGCGCGACCGCGAAGAUGCGCAGACGUAUAACUACCUCGCUUAA